Oncorhynchus tshawytscha (Chinook salmon) is the source of this 1379-nucleotide messenger RNA. Its product is annotated as zinc finger protein 436-like. Gene Ontology annotation, biological process: regulation of transcription by RNA polymerase II. The record is from RefSeq and is a predicted model, not a curated record. Gene Ontology annotation, cellular component: nucleus. Lineage: Eukaryota; Metazoa; Chordata; Actinopteri; Salmoniformes; Salmonidae. Gene Ontology annotation, molecular function: RNA polymerase II cis-regulatory region sequence-specific DNA binding; DNA-binding transcription factor activity, RNA polymerase II-specific.
AGCUGUUUCACCAACACGGAUACUGACUCAUUCAGCCACCUCUUUAGCCUGGUAGCCAACAUACAACCGUAAACAUUAAAGCGCUUUAGACCAUUUUUGUGUAUAUUGAUCUCGGUGUUUUUAACACAAUACUCUUUGCGUAUCUACUAUUUAACUUAAAGUAAUUUGCUUGUUAAAUGUACAAAUGUGUUGAUUAUACUGAGUCUAGCACUAAGCUUAUCGUUAAUGCUAGCUAGCCCGACCAUGAACUCACUGAACGACUACCCUCCUGUUAAAGAAGAGGUGGUCUGCUGGACGGAGAAAGAAACUCUGGGGCUGAACAUUGUCCUGAAAGAAGAGAAGGAGGAUAUUAUAGUGAAAGAAGAGAAAGAACAUUUUAGAGUGAAAGAGGAAGAGGAGGCUGUAACAUUGAACAAAGAAGAGGAUGAUAUUUUGGGAGAUGAAGGAAAGGAAGAGGAGACUGAAGAUCUGAUUAACACCAGAGAGAGACCAGACUCUCACUCUGACAGCGGGAAGAGUCCUUCAGGGGAACCAGACCCAGAGACGCCCAAACCAGCGAGACAACACAACUGCUCCCAAUGUGAAAUGAGAUUCUCCCUCUCAGGGGACCUAAAACGGCAUGAGAAGAUACACACAGGAGAAAAGCCUUUUAAAUGUUCCCAGUGUGGAAAGAGUUUUACCUGUUUAGGGAAUCUAAAUCGGCAUGAGAAGAUACACUCAGGAGAAAAGCCUUUCCAAUGUUCCCAGUGUGGAAAGAGUUUCGCCUGGUUAAGGAGCCUGAAGAAGCAUGAGAAGAUACACGCAGGGGAAAAGCCUUUCCAAUACCAAGGGACCAGCCAACCUUUUGAUACAGGAUGCAGUGGAGAGAGACCAGACUCUCACUCUGACAGCAGGAAGAGUCCUUCAGGGGAACCAGACCCAGUGACACCCAAACCAGCGAGACCACACCACUGCUCCUACUGUGGAAAAAGUUUUACCCGAUUACUACACCUGAAAUCACAUGAGAGAAUACAUACAGGAGAAAAGCCCAACCACUGUUCCCAGUGUGAAAAGAGUUUUAGGUGGUUAACGACUCUGAAACUCCAUGAGAGGACACACACACAUGAAAAGCUCUACCGCUGCUCCCUGUGUGGAAUGAGUUUUACCAAGUUAGGGGCCCUGAAUGUGCAUGACAGGACACACAUAGGAGGGGAUAAGCCCUACCGCUGCUCCCUGUGUGGACAGAGAUUUAACCGGUUAAGGCAUCUGAAUAAGCAUGAAAGAAUACAUACACAGGAGGAGAAGACAUACCACUGCUCUCAGUGUGGAAAGACAUUUUCCCAGUCAGAGGACCUGAAAACACAUGAGAGAAUAGAGAGGCUGUGUUCUGACUUGUGUUU